Messenger RNA from Cornus florida, 1625 nucleotides. RefSeq names its product mRNA cap guanine-N7 methyltransferase 2. Gene Ontology annotation, cellular component: nucleus. Gene Ontology annotation, molecular function: mRNA 5'-cap (guanine-N7-)-methyltransferase activity. The record is from RefSeq and is a predicted model, not a curated record. The coding region runs from base 252 to 1325 and encodes 357 amino acids. The transcript is spliced from 11 exons. NCBI's taxonomy places the organism in Eukaryota, Viridiplantae, Streptophyta, Magnoliopsida, Cornales, Cornaceae. Gene Ontology annotation, biological process: 7-methylguanosine mRNA capping.
AUUUAUGUGGGACUACCAUUUUUUAUUUAUUUAUUUAUUUUAUGUAUUACUUGAGCAAAUUUUAGCCCUUCUUUUAUUUUAAGAAAAUCAAUACAAGUGUUAAUCCACCACCAUCAAAUAGCGUUAUGGAAUUUAGGAGGGAAAUAGUUGGAGGAGAGGUCUUGAUUCUUGCUUGACCCGGUUCAUGUCUGUUUGGUUUUUCUCUUUCCUGCACUGCACAGGGUUUUGGUGAAUCGUUAGGGUUUUGGGCGAUGAUUUCGGUCCCGAGUCACAGGCCCACCACCGACUCCAUUCACUAUCGCCUCUUCGACUUCGCCAAGACAGCCCUUAUCAAAAUCUUCGUAUCCCCCUACGCCACUGUGUGUGAUUUGUACUGUGGAAGGGUCUCUGAGGCGGACAAGUGGGACGAAGCCCAAAUCGGUCACUACAUCGGCAUUGAUGUUGCGUCGUCAGGAGUAAGUGAAGUUCGAGAAGCUUGGGAGAGUCAGCGAAAGACCUACAGUUCAAAGUUCUUUGAACUUGAUCCUUCCAUUGAAAAUAUAGAAUUGCAUUUGAAGGAAAGGAAUACGGCCGAUAUUGUUUGCUGCUUGCAGCAUUUGCAGUUGUGUUUUGAAACUGAGGAGAGAGUGAGGAAACUUUUACAUAAUGUGUCAUCUUUGCUUAGACCGGGUGGAUACUUUUUCGGCAUUACCCCUGACUCAUCUACUAUCUGGGCGAAGUACCAGAAGAAUGUUGAAGCAUACCAUAACAAAAGCAGCAGCAUGAAGCCCAACAUCGUUCCCAAUUGCAUUAGAUCAGAAAGCUACAUGAUCACUUUUGAAGUAGAGGAAGAGAAGUUCCCAUUUUUUGGAAAAAAAUAUCAGUUGAAAUUUUCUAAUGACAUAUCUGCUGAAACACAUUGCCUGGUUCAUUUCCCAAGCUUGAUCAGGUUGGCCAGAGAGGCUGGUCUUGAUUAUGUGGAGAUUCAAAAUCUAACUGAAUUUUAUGAUGAUAACAGAGCACAAUUUGCAGGCAUGCUACUAGACGCUGGUCUAAAUCUUGUUGAUCCCAGGGGGAGACUUCUACCUAGAUCGUAUGAUGUAUUAGGUCUAUAUACCACAUUCAUUUUUCAGAAGCCUGACCCGGAUAUUUGCCCCCCACUCAUGACACCUUUGUUGCAAGAUGGAAGUCACAAUCAGGACGAGAUGGAGUGGCAAGGGACUGUCUGGAGAGACGAUGAGAAGAAUGGACAAACGGAUCCAUCUCAUGGACUAGGCAAAAUAAGUGAACAAAAAGGGAUUUUAGGUCCCGGCCCAGCAGAUUUGCGUUUCUCAGAAGCUCUGUGACCUGGUUUUAGUCGAAAGAAUAGGUGGAAAGUAGGUUGGGAAGAGAAAAAGCCCAUGGUACUUUGUCUAUCAGUGUAAACGAAUCAUAUCUUCUUUUAGUUGUAAGAGAGUAGAACAUGAUUAAUGUUAUUUUUAGCAUAGUUGUAUUUUUAAGAUAACACAAAUAACAUUUUUCCCUCCUUACCCGGGGAAAAAAUGCAUUUUUCCAUUGUAUAAUAUUUAAGAUUGUGAUAUUUUGUACAUUGAAACAAACUAUAUAUCAAUGGAGAAAUAGAAAGAUUGAUUGAAUUGUGGAAGAAA